Molecule: messenger RNA, 261 nt
Organism: Ogataea philodendri
Lineage: Eukaryota; Fungi; Ascomycota; Pichiomycetes; Pichiales; Pichiaceae
Exons: 2
Coding region: 1-261 (86 amino acids)
Source: RefSeq, a predicted model, not a curated record
AUGGCCAGAGAGUACGCCAAAGACGGCGUCGUAGAAGUCGAUAAAGUAUCUGACUCCGUAUGGGUCGUUAGCCGGGUCAAACGAGAACAGGAGCUUGCAGUAGUUGAGAGCGGUGAAAAACGUGGAUUUCUGCGUCAACACGGUGAUAUACUUGAACACGGUGAGAUAGCACUGUCUGUUGAGGAAGUAGUCGAACGGAAGUCGACAGUCGCCGCUACCAAGCUGGAAAUUUGUCCGCAGACUCCAGUCAAACACAAAUAG